This is a messenger RNA of Iphiclides podalirius (scarce swallowtail), 1653 nucleotides long. NCBI's taxonomy places the organism in Eukaryota, Metazoa, Arthropoda, Insecta, Lepidoptera, Papilionidae. The record is from the annotation of a GenBank genome assembly.
AUGUCCGAAACAACCGGUUCUCGGCGUGGACACUCAACACCAAUAAACGAAACAGUUGUGUUAAGAGCGAUAUUAUGGGAUAGAGUUGUUUCGCGUAACGCAAUGAUCACAAUAGCUUUUGCGCUCUUCACGUUCAUUGUGCUGUACCUUUACGGUACGAGAACUUUUAAGUAUUGGGAGAAGCGAGGUGUAAAAUAUGUGAAGCCUGUUCCGUUCUUCGGCACGUACGGCAGCGUUUAUCUUAUGCAGAAGAGCACCACUCAGGUCAAUAUCGAUGCAUACUGGAGGUAUCCAAACGAGAAGGUGGUGGGACAGUUCUGGGCUUCUAGACCGCAGCUGCUGAUCAGAGACCCGGAAAUUAUCAAGCGGGUCCUGGUAACGGAUUUUUUACAUUUCUUCCCCCGUGGCCUAAAUCCGCACAAGGAGGUGAUAGAACCACUUUUACGUAAUUUGUUCUUCGCUGAUGGUGAUUUGUGGAGAUUGCUCAGGCAGAGGAUGACGCCAGCAUUUACGAGCGGUAAGCUGAAAGCAAUGUUUCCGUUGAUUGUUGAGCGAGCCGAAAAGCUACAGCUGCGAGCUUUAUCCGGUACGGGUGGCGGCCAGGUGCUGGAUGCACGAGACUUAAUGGCACGUUACACUACAGAUUUCAUCGGAGCGUGUGGCUUCGGACUCGAUGCUGAUUCACUUAGCGAUGAAAACUCAGCUUUUAGGCAACUCGGCGCGAAGAUAUUUACGUUCGGAGCUAAAGAUGUUUUCAUCGCUAUGCUGAAAGAGGUUUUUCCCAACCAAUGCAAACAUCUAAAGUAUUUGGGCCGCGUGGAGAGAGAUAUGAUUGAUCUUGUUACGAGUGUUUUUAAAGACAGAAAUUACACGCCAUCGGGACGGAACGAUUUUAUCGAUUUGCUACUGGAAUGUAGGCAGAAAGGGACGGUGAUUGGAGACUCCAUUGAGCGCAUAAAGGCUGAUGGUACCGCGGAAGUAACGACACUCGAGUUAGACGACGAGCUCUUAGCUGCACAAGUUUUUGUGUUUUUUGCCGCUGGCUUUGAGACGUCCUCAUCGGCGACUAGCUUCACGCUCCACCAACUAGCCUAUAACCCCAAAGUACAAGUGAAAGUUCAAGAAGAUGUUGACAGAGUUCUAGCUAAGUACGAUAACAAGUUAUGCUAUGACGCCAUUAAGGAGAUGACAUAUUUAGAGUGGGCAUUCAAAGAGGCGAUGAGAAUAUUUCCGUCACUCGGCUUCUUAAUACGAGAAUCCGUAAGAAAGUAUACUUUUACCGAAAUAGAUUUGACCAUUGAUGAAGGUGUAGCAAUUGCGAUUCCCGUGCAGGCGCUACAUAAUGAUCCGAAAUUUUUUACAAAUCCGGAAGAUUUUAGACCGGAAAGAUUCAGCCCCGAAGAGUUUAAAUCGAUUGAAAAAUACGUGUAUCUACCGUUUGGUGCUGGACCGCGAGCAUGCAUUGGUGAACGAUUAGGUCUAAUGCAGUCACUUGCAGGAUUGGCAGCCGUACUUUCGAGGUUCUCGGUUGAACCAGCGCCGCAGACCUUGCGCUAUCCGAAGGUGAAUCCAGCAUCUGAUAUUGUUCAAGUCAUCCAGGGUGGGCUGCCCUUGCGCUUCAUUGAGAGACCGGCGAAGGAAAAUAAUUGUUCG